AUGGAUUUACUGGUCACCGUUGAGAACAUCACUGUAUCUCCUUCUCCAACUGCCAGAAACCUCGGUGUGGUAUCGGACAAUCAGUUAUGCUGCACCGCAAACAUCACUGAGGUGGCCCGAUCCUGCAGAUUUGCACUUUACAAAAUCUGCAGAAUCCGGCCCUUCCUCACAAGUGAAGCAGCUCAGCUUCUAGUCCAAUCACUGGUCAUCUCCCGCCUCGACUACUGCAACAAACUCCUGCUUCUGCAAUUAAACCUUUGCAGCGCAUCCAGAAUGCGGCAGCGCGCCUCGUGUUCAACCUACCGAAGUUCUCCCAUGUGACCCCCCUCUUCCGGGAACUCCACUGGCUCCCUGUAGUAGCUUGCAUCAAAUUUAAGACGAUGGAACUGCCCCUGCCUACCUCCAAGCAUUGGUAAAGCCACACUCCCCAGCUCGAUCUCUCCGCACAACUACCUCAGCUGGACUUCUGGUACCGCCAUCGCUAAGAGCUAGCAAAGGUCGAUCAGCAAAGUCACAACUUUUCUCGGUUUUGGGACCUCAGUGGUGGAACGAGCUCCCUGCCGUUCUCAGUAAAUGUACAUUUAAAUGAUAGGAUCGGCCUACUAUAACCGGAUAAACAUAACAAGACAAAGAGGACUCUUGUCAUAACAUGGGGCGUUCUUUAAAUGUGUUUGAUCAGUUCACCACCGGACAAAACCAGCCAGUUGAUUAGUUUGAAUGAAGACUGUAUUUGGCCAUUGUUCAAGUCACAAUGAAGGUUGUUUGGAUAAAGCGCUUCCUCCUGAUACUGGCUGGAAUAUGUUCCAUAUAUUACUUAGUUCCAUCAUUUAUUAACCGAGAUGGUACCAUUGAAUCAUUUGGACAUGGCAGUCCUGGAAUGGAGCAAAGUGUUAAAGAUCUGUACAACUUGGUAAAAGACCUCCAUCUAAAACAAGGAUCCAUAUAUAAAGGGAAGAAACUUUUCCCAAAGUCUGCCCUGUUCCAGAACUGGGGUGGAGAGAAUUUGUCAGAAGACGAACAAAAAGAGGCACAAGCAUUAUUUGAGAAGUAUGGAUAUAACGUGUUUCUCAGCGAUCGCAUACCCCUUAAUCGACCUCUUCCAGAGACCAGGGACCCAAGAUGCUUAAUGAAGACCUACCCAAAGGAUCUGCCCAGCAUUGGAGUAGUUCUUGUCUACCUGGAUGAGGCCCUGUCAAUCCUCAAAAGAGCCAUCCGAAGUAUUAUCGACCGCACUCCGAAGUCCUUGCUGAAAGAAAUCAUAUUGGUGGAUGACCACAGCAGAAAUGACGACCUGAAGCAGGACUUUGACAUGUACAUCAAGACCAUUGAGGACCAGAAUCCAGGCCUCCUCAUGACCAGAGUGAGACACAGUGAGCAGCUGGGGCUGACCACGGCUAGGAUCUCUGGAUGGAAGGCCGCCACGGCUGACGUGGUCGCCAUCUUGGAUGCUCACAUUGAAGUCCAUGACCUGUGGGCUGAACCAUUGCUGACGCAGAUUAAAGGAGAUCGGAAGCUGAUUGUGUCGCCAGUGUUUGACAGAGUCAACUACUAUGAUCUUGAGGUUGUAAAUUACAUCCCUGCAUCCCAUGCAUUUGACUGGGCUUUGUGGUGCAUGUACGAGAGAUUUAGGCCUGAUUGGUACAAACUAAAUGACCCCACCUUGCCUGGAAAGAGUCCUUCCGUAAUGGGUAUUCUAGUCGCAGAUCGGGCGUAUCUUGGUGAAAUUGGAGUUCUUGAUGGAGGAAUGAAAGUAUACGGUGGAGAAAAUGUUGAGCUCGGGAUUCGUGUUUGGACAUGUGGGGGAAGUAUUGAGGUUGUCCCAUGCUCCAAGAUAGCCCACAUUGAGAGAAGCCAUAAACCAUACAUGCCAGACAUCUCCAUCGCAAUGAAAAGGAAUGCUUUGAGGGUAGCAGAGGUUUGGAUGGAUGACUACAAACACAAUGUCAAUCUAGCCUGGAAUCUGCCCUUCAAGGAUCACGGUAUUGACAUUGGGGAUGUGUCAGAGAGAAAAGAACUCAGAAAAAGGCUGAAUUGUAAACCUUUCAAGUGGUACCUUGACAAUGUGUAUCCACUGCUGGAUACCUGGGACGAUAUCCUGGCCUAUGGAAAACUGAAGAACCUCGAUGCCAACAUGUGUUUAGACCAAGGUCCAGUUCCAGGCCACACACCAAUUGCCUAUGUCUGCCACUUCUAUGCAUCUCAACACACAUAUUUCCGAGAGACUGGUGAGCUUUACAUUGGUGGGAUCAAGUCCCAUAAAUACAAUGCUAAUCGCUGCUUGACGGACGAUGGCAACAAAGACAAUGAGCCUGGCCUGAACGACUGCCACCAAUCUCUUCAGAAAAGAAUUGGAAUCUACUGGGACUUCACCCAGGGUAAAGAAUUGAAGAACAAAAAGACCAGUAGAUGUCUGGAAAUUAUGAAUAGCAAACUUGUGGUACAAGAAUGUACGGGCCAAAGAUGGGAAAUCCAAAAUGUUAUCAAACCUUUCUAAAUAAAUAUUGAGGCUGUGUAUGACUGUGUACUAUAUGGAUCAAUUCUGUAAUAUAGGAAAAAUGCACAGAUUUCACUUCUCCAGAACCGAAUGCAACCGCGUUGACGAUUAUGGUUUAGCCUAUGUAAACUAAAAAAUUCCAAAGGAAAUAAAAGUAAAAGGGCAAUAAUUGUUUAAUAAGUAUUUUUUAACUUUUACUUACCGCUAGGACUCUAUCGCCCUGCAGUUCCUAAUCAGUACACUAGGCCCUAUGGCUCUCAAUUAUCAUCUUAACGGUCCAGUGUGAGGAAUUUAGUAGCAACUAGCGGUAUAAGGUUUCAAACAACAAUGGUGGCCCCGUUUUGGCCUGUAUUGUAAAUCCUCUAAAUACAUAGGGCAUUUUGGUGAUAGGACAGCGCAUAAUCCUGUCUUUACUGACUAUAUGAGUCACGUCCGAGAGAGAAUUAAGUGUCUCCUACACAUACCGUCACGGUUUGAAUGGAGGUGUUGGGCUCUCUCUGGCCAGUGGUUAUUUUUUGUCAGAGAGGGUUAUGCUUCUUGGAUACUUAGUAGUUUAACACCACAGUGUGGCACAAUACAUGUACACUUUGCUUACUAUAGCUCACAAAUGUAUGGAAGCAUGUAGAAAAA
Molecule: messenger RNA, 3124 nt
Organism: Gadus chalcogrammus (walleye pollock)
Lineage: Eukaryota; Metazoa; Chordata; Actinopteri; Gadiformes; Gadidae
Product: probable polypeptide N-acetylgalactosaminyltransferase 8
Exons: 11
Coding region: 752-2494 (580 amino acids)
Cellular component (GO): Golgi apparatus
Source: RefSeq, a predicted model, not a curated record